Messenger RNA from Solea senegalensis (Senegalese sole), 3856 nucleotides. It is a transcript of the gene bcl2b, whose product is annotated as BCL2 apoptosis regulator b. Bases 568 to 1254 code for a protein of 228 amino acids. The transcript is spliced from 2 exons. NCBI's taxonomy places the organism in Eukaryota, Metazoa, Chordata, Actinopteri, Pleuronectiformes, Soleidae. Gene Ontology annotation, molecular function: protein homodimerization activity; protein heterodimerization activity. The record is from RefSeq and is a predicted model, not a curated record. Gene Ontology annotation, biological process: negative regulation of intrinsic apoptotic signaling pathway; intrinsic apoptotic signaling pathway in response to DNA damage; extrinsic apoptotic signaling pathway in absence of ligand. Gene Ontology annotation, cellular component: mitochondrial outer membrane.
AGGGUGAUCUGCCGCUGCUGAGCAGGAUAUGAGGAGCAAUCGUGGAAGAAGAGGACUCAGUCCGACCUUGUCUGACUCACAGUCCCGCGCACGGUCGUGCGUAAACGCUGCUAAAACAGUUGGUGGCGUUUGAAGCCCCGUCGGACGCGCACAACUCAGGCCUUCAUUCAUGUUUUCUUUAUGUGCAACAUAUUCACUUCUGGGUUGUGUGCACAGGAGAGCAACACCACUCCAACCGUCUUCCGCAUAGUGGAUUACCACGCAAAGAGAAGGUCGCCUGUGUCUCUCCAAGGGUUCGGGAAAUGAAGACAGCUGCCCGAAAGGAGUCGGACAUAAUUUGGGUUUUUGAAACGUUUCCUGUUUGGCUUUAAUUGAAGAAUUGCUUCAACUCUGAAAAGCUUCUUUUUUUCCGCUGCCUAGCAGGGAUUUGCAUUGCUCGCAUUUGAAUAUAGUUGACCGAUUUUCGGACCAGCCCGUGCUGGAGGAGUGUACGGCGCACAUAUCCGAGCAUAAUGCGUUUGAUUUAAGGUCACUCUGUGUGCGUACUCAGUGCCAAAUUCAGCCGGAAUGGCGAGCGAGUGUAACCGCAACAUAGUGGAAAAGUACAUCUACCAUAAACUCUCCAAACGUGGUUACGCGUGGUCGUUUGGGGAUGUCCGGGAUGAAGAUGACGCUAAUAACGGGUCGAUAGUUUCCCCUCCACCGACUUUGGUCCGCCGGUGCCGUGAACCCAGCACCGGGCCUGACAAUGACAGCAGCCCCAACCUCUGUAGGCGACAGCCCGCGUCCGAGCCGCACGCCGCCAUCCACAGAGUCCUGCGCGAAGCUGGAGACGAGCUGGAGAGACUGUACCAGCCGGACUUCACGGAGAUGUCGCGGCAGCUGUAUCUCACCUCCACCACGGCGCAGAGAAGAUUCGCCGAGGUGAUAGACGAACUGUUCCGGGACGGAGUGAACUGGGGCCGGAUUAUCGCCUUCUUCGAGUUCGGCGGCACCGUGUGCGUGGAGUGUGCGGCCAAGGAGGACAUGUCAUCCCAGGUGGACAACAUCGCGGAGUGGAUGACAGAGUAUUUAAAUGGACCUCUUAACAGCUGGAUUAAAGAGAACGGGGGAUGGGACGCCUUUGUGGAGCUGUAUGACAGACAGGGGGAGUCAGUCUUCAGUUGCUCCUGGCCCUCCAUCAAGACCGUCUUUGGUCUGGCUGCACUCGGGGCUGCGAGCCUCACCAUCGGAGCAUACCUGACGCAGAAGUGAGCGAGGCCUGGGCUCCGUCAACUCCACUUUAUUUCUCAACAUCCUGCUCUAUUUCCUCGUGCCUCUCUUCAUUUCGUUUUUUUAAAGCCGCCCCUGACCCCUCAGAGACAACCUUCAGACUCUUCCCAACCCGGGCUCCCUUCAAAGCCUUCAAAACUCCCCUCUUCCUCGCCCCCUUCACGUCAAAGCAGACACAAAUCAAAAACAAGUGAAAGAACCAGAUGCGCGGCGCAUGCAGAGCAGAGGAAUUCUUGAAAAGAGACGGCUUAGAUGUAAUCGCACUAAGCCGAGAGUGGAGGGAUCACUGGUAUGCAUCUCUCUCUUUUCUUUUUUUUCUUCUUCUUCUUUUUGUUUUUGUUUUGUUUUGUUCUGCCUGCUUCUGUACUAGUUAUAGCAUGAACGUCAUGAUAUGAGUGUUAGUGUAGAUGCUGCAUGUGUCAGAGCUCUGUUUGAAGGCCUUGAUGAUGAUGUCUAGGGACAACGAUGAUGAUGAUGAUGAUGAUGCUGGAGAGAAAACAGCCGCAGACCCACCCCUGCUUGUUUGGUUGAAGAACCCUGUUUGAACUGUGGACUCAGGUCCCCCCCCCUCCGCCUCCCCCACCUCCACACAGCCGUCCUCCAAAGGACUUCCUCCACAGAACAGCUGCUCAGAAUGUAUAAUGGACACAUCCUGAUGGAACCAGCCUGGUGUGCGUCUGCUGCUUUUCAAGCCUCGGACAGCUCCGGUGAACGCCGUUCACUACUUUCUCCCCGUCUCUGAUCGAGGACGGGCCAGAGACAGACUGAGCUCAGCUGCUUCUCCAAGUUUUUAAAGGCUCCUUGUUUGACUUUUUUCCUUUUUUAUGUUAAUUUUUAUUCUUGCAACACACUAAAUCCUAGCAGAGUUUUUUUUUUUUUUUGGAGUGAAAAACAUACCAGGGAAGUCUGCUGUUGCUGAGGAAUGACAUAUUCAAAUGAAUAUACCGCAAGAAACAACGAGCUCAGCACAAAACAGUGAAGUCAAAGUCAAAAAACUCUCUUUAUUAUUUUUGGGGGCUUAUUAUGGGCGAAGGCUCCUCUGCAGCGUAAGAAAAAAUAUGGGAUUUUUGGAGUGCAUUUCUCGAGCAAAGUGUAAACAAGCUUAAUUAUUUCACCUCAGAAACUCCACAGGGCUCACACUGUUCGCACGAAGCGACCAGUUUGUAUUUUCUAUCUCUGUGUUGCAGUUUUUGUACUCUUCACUCGGAGCUGACCGGUCAACACGUGGCUCCUCCAGCUGCCGAGGCCACACAGUGACUCUGUCAUGUCAGAAUCUGCUCUGUCAUUUGGCAUGAGACGAGUAAGUGAAACAGCACAGCAGCAGAGUCUCAGUGAGUCCCGUGUGCUGAAACCUGAGACGUCCCCGCUCUCUCUCCAGUCUGCAGAUCCAUUCACCCAUUAAUUUGUUCCGUUCAGCCUGUUUUUUUUCCCUUUAAGGUAUCGUUUGUCUUGUGUUACAGCCUGAGAGAACGUUUGGAAAGGCUAGCAUCAGCUCUGGGAUGUUUUAUUGUUGUUUGCAGUUCUUGGAAAAAAGUUGGUUAUAGAAAAGUAAUUUGAGUUCUCUGUCAUUCAAAAAAUCUUUAACUUUCUUUGUUGCACGGUUACUGUCUCCGCACAAUCAACAUUGUGUGUAGCCAUAUUUAUAACAGAAUAGGUUAGAGAAUAACAAAUAACAACAAGGAAGUUGCAUUUUCUAUUUAUUGAGAGGUACCAGAUCAGAUUUCUAAUAGUUCUUUGAUGAUAAAUGAGACGUUUUCACUUCUGUUCUAUGGAAUAACACUGUAACUACAUUAUUUCCUGGCUGCUAUUACAACAACACCAACAACAACAAAAAAAGUAAAAAAAAAAGUGAAUUUCUGUGUCGUAUUAAUAUCGGCUAAUGGCUGCUAUACUGUUGAUUUCACUUUAAUUUACAGCUUAAACUGCCACAAAUUAACAGUAUGGUUAUAGAGAGCUGGAAACCAAAGUUAACUUGUAUUAAUCUUUGAUUUAAAAAAAAAAAAAAAAAAAAAAAAAAAAAAAAAAAAAAGAAAAUAAAAUAAAAGCAAAACAAAAUAAGAAAUAAAGAAAUAAAACACAAAAACAAAAGUAGAAUACAUGUGGCUUCCCCUUCCCCUGUGAGGGUUGGUGAUCACGCUCUGGCUCUCUCUGUGGAGGGUUUGUCUAGUGUUACUGUACUAUAUCACAUUAACUUUGUGCUCCAAUCAUAACUCAGUGCUUAACUGUAAAAUGUUCACCUGCCUGACCCACAACUUUCUCAGUUAUCACGUACAAAUGCACACACAUGCUCAUCGUCACAACACAGUGCGUGAUAUUCCAGUGAUGUGUAUGCGAGAGACGAACAGAGAGGGUGACUUCGGAGCAGUUUCACAGCAAUAUACUGUCAUUUUAUAUUCUCUGUGCAUAUAUGAAUGUAGGGCACGAUGGUUGCUGUACUGUUUUAUGUCUAUAAUCGCAAAAAAACCUGUAGCACUUAAAAAAAAAAAGAAAAGAAAGUGAAUUGUGUUUCUGUUGUUUACUGCUAUAUCCACAAUAAGCUAGUGGGAUCACAUUGUUCCUAAUAAUAAACCAGAUUUCUCAAGCA